Messenger RNA from Ochlerotatus camptorhynchus, 558 nucleotides. RefSeq lists its product as uncharacterized. NCBI's taxonomy places the organism in Eukaryota, Metazoa, Arthropoda, Insecta, Diptera, Culicidae. The transcript has 7 exons. The record is from RefSeq and is a predicted model, not a curated record. The coding region runs from base 1 to 558 and encodes 185 amino acids.
AUGGAGCAACUACGUAACAGCCUGGAUGGCGAAAGUUAUCACCAGCUAGUUGCUAACAAGGUAACCGAUCGGGCUCUACUGAUGUUUGAAGACGCAGAUCUAUUUUUUUUCCUUUGCCAUCCCCGGUUGAAAUCGAAAAAAACUCCUGAAGAGAAGCUGAGAGCUGUCCUUCUCGACGACGCAAAGUUCCGAUUUGUUGUUUACAAUGAGCUGGAUCAAAACAAAGUACCCAGUGAAAAACAUCUGCGUGAGAUGUGUAGUAUCUUGUGUCGUCAUCAGUUCGAAAAAUCGAUUUACGACAAUAAAGGGAUAUUGGUGAAACAUAUGAUUCGAACAUUUCCUCAGUUGAAAAGCACACGGGCGAACGAAAAUGCACCAGAAGAGUCUGCAUUUUUCUGGUGGCACAACGGAAAUUCUAAGGGUGAUCACGGCGGUUAUAUCUAUCAUAAAGUGCGUAACAUCAUAAAAGGUUUGCCCAAAGAAAUUAAAAAGUACAGUCGACCUGAUCUUAUCAACAAACAACCGCACCCACCGCCUCCCGAUGGCCAAUUUUCCUAA